This is a messenger RNA of Megachile rotundata (alfalfa leafcutting bee), 765 nucleotides long. RefSeq names its product dynactin subunit 6 (gene DCTN6-p27). Gene Ontology annotation, biological process: mitotic spindle organization. The record is from RefSeq and is a predicted model, not a curated record. Gene Ontology annotation, molecular function: dynein complex binding. Gene Ontology annotation, cellular component: dynactin complex. NCBI's taxonomy places the organism in Eukaryota, Metazoa, Arthropoda, Insecta, Hymenoptera, Megachilidae.
GGGCGCAGGAGCUCAUAAUCAUAAUACCAGCCGCUAACAAUGAGUUCAUCUGUCAGUCGACGUACAAAUCUGAAGAUAUCAGAAGGAGCUUUAGUAUGCGAGGAAAGUAUUUUGAAAGGAGAUAUCACUAUCGGGCCAAGAACUGUGAUACAUCCAAGAGCAAGUAUCAUAGCAGAAGCUGGUCCGAUCAUAAUAGGUGAAGGGAAUAUUAUUGAAGAAAUGGCAACUAUAGCAAACAGAUUACCCGCAGAUGCACCAGAAUCUACGACAGUACCAGUGCAGAUAAUAGGUAAUUAUAAUGUAUUUGAAACCGAUUGUACUUGUCAGGCAUUUAAAGUUGGAAACAACAAUAUCUUGGAAAGUAAAGCAUAUGUUGCUCGCGAAGUUGAACUAACAAAUGGUUGUGUCAUUGGCGCAUCUUGCUCUGUCACGGAAUCAGAAGUGAUACCUGAGAAUACCAUAAUUUAUGGCAGUCAGUGUCAACGCAGGGAGAUGUAUGAUAAACCAUAUCCUCAAAUGGGUCAAUUAGAAUUCUUAAUGAAAGUUCUACCAAAUUAUCACCAUCUCCGUAAGCCUAAUAUAAAACCAAGUAAAAGUGAAGGGGGAGUAUAAUUUUGAUUAAUUUAAGUAAAAUUUGCUUAUGAACACAAUUAACAAAUACUAAUAAUUUUGUAUCACUUGAUAUGUGAUAAAACUUAUGUAAGUUACACUGAACGAUUAUUAAAAGUGCAUUAUAAUUGUUUUUUUCUAUAUAACAUAUAUAUU